GGACGCUGAUCAGCAUUGACAAUCCACGUGCGUUUGUGCCGCUCUCCUUUGAGUGAAGGUUAAACGCUGCUGUCAGUUUACUGCAUUUAAUCGGAACCUGGUUGGGGUUUAAACGGGCUGAAAAUCCAACAUGGACCCCAUGAAAGCGCAGCAACUGGCGGCCGAACUCGAGGUGGAAAUGAUGGCAGACAUGUACAACCGAAUGACCAACGCAUGUCACAGGAAGUGUGUUCCUCCUCACUAUAAGGAAGCAGAAUUGUCGAAAGGUGAAGCAGUGUGUCUGGAUCGCUGCGUGGCCAAGUACCUUGAUUUGCACGAGAGGCUGGGUCGUAAACUCACUGAGCUCUCUGUACAGGACGAGGAGAUGAUGAGGAACGCAGCCACCGGCACUAGGUAGACCUACCAGGACUCUCAAAGAGCGACAAAGUGCGGCCUGGGGUGGACUGGAGAGGGGACAGGAAACGCACUAACAUAUUCCAGACGUCCAAAUGAAGUGGAUGUGGAGUAUAGUAAUGUGUGUGAGAAGACACCUCACCAGUCUUCAGUUAAAUCUCACUCUCCCUCUCUCCAUAGUUUGAAGUUGGGGUUGGAAUAAUGGUGACCCAGAUAUGAUUUGCCCACAGGUUGCUUGUCAAAAUUGCAGAAUCCUUGUUGGAAUUGUUAAUCAGUUACUGUGACAUGAUUGACUUACUCAUCACUUAGUGUUUUGUCUAAAAGCCCAAAUGUAUGUGGACCAGGUUGUGCAUGAUGGACAUUACAUUUGUUUGGGUUCUCCAUUGGUUUUAAUCUGUGGGGCUUUUUUUUUUUUAUGUCUUUUUAUAUUUUUGUUCAAAUAAUUCAUACCAACACUGUACAAAACCUGUGCAAGUGUGUUAUUGAUCAUGUUGGAAGACUCACAUUUGCUGCAUAGUAUAAUUAAAUCUCUUAAUAUA
Molecule: messenger RNA, 932 nt
Organism: Ictalurus punctatus (channel catfish)
Lineage: Eukaryota; Metazoa; Chordata; Actinopteri; Siluriformes; Ictaluridae
Gene: timm10
Product: translocase of inner mitochondrial membrane 10 homolog (yeast)
Biological process (GO): protein insertion into mitochondrial inner membrane
Cellular component (GO): mitochondrial inner membrane
Source: RefSeq, marked provisional